Molecule: messenger RNA, 267 nt
Organism: Lactuca saligna
Lineage: Eukaryota; Viridiplantae; Streptophyta; Magnoliopsida; Asterales; Asteraceae
Source: the annotation of a GenBank genome assembly
AUGGAAUGGAAGGAGAUGGAGUUGAAGAUGUCCAUGGGAAUGAAGAAAAAGAUAGAUUGGAAGGAGAUGGACAAUGAGAUGGAGUGGAAGGAGGUGGAUAAGGACAAGGGACAAGGUAAUAAAGAAGAAAAUGGAGAAGAAGAAGAUGGAGAAGGGGAUGAAGAUGGACAAGGAGAUGGAGUGGAAAGAUUUGCAGCUAAAGAUGCUCAAGAAAAUGAAGAAGGUGGAGAAGGAAUUGAAGCAAUUCCGGUGAAUGAUCCAGUAUAG